This is a messenger RNA of Drosophila teissieri, 1204 nucleotides long. Its product is annotated as kynurenine formamidase. The transcript is spliced from 2 exons. The record is from RefSeq and is a predicted model, not a curated record. Lineage: Eukaryota; Metazoa; Arthropoda; Insecta; Diptera; Drosophilidae. Gene Ontology annotation, molecular function: hydrolase activity. The coding region runs from base 267 to 1169 and encodes 300 amino acids.
CCUGGAGCUCAGUGUUGCAAAACGCCAUCUCCUACAUCAAUUCCAGAUCCGAUAAUUAGUGCGAAAGCUUAAUUAUACGUUAAAAGCUAACGGUUUGGUUCGACUUUGGCAAUCCGGUUUGACUUGAAGCAACUAAGCUCUAAUAUUGCAUUACACUAGACCGCAAAUCGCAGUAAGAAUAAUUAAGCCACAAAGCCUACGCCCUCGCUACUUUGCCUUUCUAAUCUGUGUUACGAAGUCUCAGGGUUUACUGUCUCUUAUCUGGAAUGUACAAUCCGAGGUGCAAAGACCUUGACCGGGACUAUUUUCCCAGCUAUCACACGACCAGGUUUCAGGAUCAGCCGGAACCGAAUUUAGCCAUAUUGGAGCACUUUGUGCGGGUGACCAAGCAGCAUGAAAGGGAACUUACCGAGAAGCAGGGCAUCAUUGUGGACCACUUGCGCUACGGAGGAGGUCGUCAGUUGGUGGACAUGUUCUACAGCGAUAGGACCUCCAACCAGGCUCCGCUGUUCGUCUUCGUGCACGGGGGCUACUGGCAGGAGAUGGACAUAAGCACGUCCUGCUCGAUUGUGGGCCCCCUAGUGCGACGAGGAUACCGUGUGGUCGUCAUGGACUACAACCUGUGCCCGGAGGUCACGCUCGAGCGGCUGAUGUCGCAGUUCACCGACUUCCUCAACUGGAUCUUUGACUAUGCCGAAAUGACCAAUGUGCAGGAGAUGACCUUCGCCGGACACUCGGCCGGUGCUCACUUGCUGGCCCAGAUACUCAUUCGCCCGAAUGUGAUUUCACCCCAGAGGAGCAAGAUGGUGUGGGCUUUGGUCUUCCUGUGCGGCGUCUACGAUCUGAGGGAGCUCUGGAACCUGGAAUCGGUUAAUCCCAAAAAUAUUCUGGGGCUCAACGAACGGAAUAUAGAGUCCGUGUCGCCGAUGUUGUGGGAAUACACCGAUGUAUCCGUUUGGAACUCCACCAAGAUCUAUGUGGUGGCCGCAGAGCAUGACAGUAUCACCUUCAUCGAGCAGAGUCGCCACUUUGCUGAAGUGCUGACAAAGAAGGGCUACAAAGCGAGCUACACGCUCUUCAAAAACUACGACCACUUCGACAUCAUCGAGGAGACGGCCAUCGACGAAUCGGAUGUAUGCCGUUUUCUACGCAACAUUCAAAUUGAAUAAACGGGGGCAGUUUCGCUUUCUGUCAUCAUUUCUCA